Peromyscus eremicus (cactus mouse) is the source of this 997-nucleotide messenger RNA. RefSeq names its product histone H2A type 4. The record is from RefSeq and is a predicted model, not a curated record. The transcript has a single exon. Gene Ontology annotation, molecular function: DNA binding; structural constituent of chromatin; protein heterodimerization activity. Lineage: Eukaryota; Metazoa; Chordata; Mammalia; Rodentia; Cricetidae. The coding region runs from base 530 to 922 and encodes 130 amino acids. Gene Ontology annotation, cellular component: nucleosome.
GCUCGAAGAUGUCUGUCACAAAGGAAUUCAUGAUGCUCAUGGCCUUGGACGAGAUGCCCGUGUCGGGGUGCACCUGCUUCAGCACUUUAUAGAUGUAGAUGGAGUAGCUCUCUUUACGGCAUCUCUUCCGUUUCCGACCCUCCUUCUUCUGAGUCUUGGUGACCGCUUUCUUGAAACCUUUCUUGGAAAUGGUAGUGCCCUUUGCGGACACCUCCGGCAUCGUGAAAGUAACCUUUCACACCCCCAGCGGCUCAAAGGAGUUCCAACUGCUGAGAACACACAGUCUAUUUUUAAACUGAGAAGAGUGGUAUUUAUAGGUGUGGACCUCAAAUGACGUAUGAGCAUACGUUAUCUGAUUGGGUAAUAAGGGCUCUGCGCAUGCAAAUAAGGGGGAUUCAAGUAGUGCUUCCUGAUUGGCUAGCCCGUUAUCAACCAGCCAAUCAGGUGGCAAUUAUGACCUUCCAUCAGACUAUAAAUAGGCCUAGAACCGCUAUUUUGCUUUCAUUCGUCUUAAGGCUUUUGGAGAACGAUGUCUGGACGUGCAAAGCAGGGCGGCAAGGCUCGCGCCAAGGCGAAGUCCCGUUCUUUCAGGGCCGGCCUGCAGUUCCCUGUGGGUCGUGUUCAUAGGCUCCUUCGCCAAGGGAACUAUGCCGAGCGCAUCGGGGCUGGCACACCAGUGUACCUGGCGGCCGUGCUGGAGUACCUGACGGCCGAGAUCCUGGAGCUGGCUGGCAACGCGGCCCGCGACAACAAGAAGACGCGCAUCAUCCCGCGCCACCUGCAGCUGGCCAUCCGCAACGACGAGGAGCUCAACAAGCUGCUGGGCCGCGUGACCAUCGCGCAGGGUGGCGUCCUGCCCAACAUCCAGGCGGUGCUGCUGCCCAAGAAGACCGAGAGCCACCACAAGGCGCAGAGCAAGUGACUCCCAGAACAAGUGACUGUGCUCAAUAGUUUGAAACAAACGGCUCUUUUCAGAGCCACCUUCAUUUUCAGAAAA